Messenger RNA from Cornus florida, 1276 nucleotides. RefSeq names its product peroxisome biogenesis protein 19-2-like. The record is from RefSeq and is a predicted model, not a curated record. Bases 195 to 932 code for a protein of 245 amino acids. Gene Ontology annotation, cellular component: peroxisome; peroxisomal membrane. The transcript is spliced from 5 exons. Gene Ontology annotation, biological process: protein import into peroxisome membrane. NCBI's taxonomy places the organism in Eukaryota, Viridiplantae, Streptophyta, Magnoliopsida, Cornales, Cornaceae.
UCAAAGAGUCGAUCUCAUUAAAUCUCAACCGUCCAUCUCGAUUCCUGUCCCACCUCUGGUAUCGUCAGGCCUCGUCGGUUCCCCCGCCGAUAGGCUCAACUUGCAGAUUCCUCCACCUUUUUCCUUAUCUCACACGCACAGAUUCUUAGAGAGAGAAAGUGAGAGAUUUGUAGAGAGAGAGAUUGGAAGCAUCAAUGGCUGAUCACUCCGGCGAUUUAGACCAACUCCUUGACGACGCUUUGGAUGAUUUCCAGAACCUCAAUCUCACUUCUUCCUCUACUAGGACUGGAGAUGGUAGAAUUAACAAACAAGAGAGUUCUUCUACGCCUGGUGAGGUUCAAGGAUUGGGUAUGGGUUUGCCUGAUUUGAAAAGUAAGAAAAAGGGUAAGCAAAAGGUUUCCAAGGAAUCACAUGUUUCGGAGGCUCUUGAUAAGCUUAGGGAGCAGACUAAGGAGGCUGUUAAGGGAUUGGAAUCCAUGAGUGGUGCAAAACCCAGUGGAAAUGAUUUGGGGAAUGAUCCUAUGAUUGAGGAUUGGGUUAAACAGUUUGAGGAGCUUGCUGGGUCUCAGAACAUGGAGUCCAUUGUAGAGACCAUGAUGCAACAGCUCUUGUCAAAGGAAAUUCUUCACGAACCUAUGAAAGAAAUUGGAGAAAGAUAUCCUAAAUGGUUGGAAGAGCAUAAAGCUAGUUUAAGCAAAGAAGAAUAUGAUCGUUACUUCCGCCAAUAUUUACUCAUAAAGAAUCUGAAUGAAGUUUAUGAAACCGAACCUGAUAAUUUCAACAAGAUUGUCGAGCUCAUGCAGAAAAUGCAAGAAUGUGGCCAACCGCCUAAUGACAUUGUUCAAGAGCUCGCUCCUGACUUUGAUCUAUCUAGUUUUGGCCAAUUAUCUCCGGAGAUGCUCGAGUCUCAACAAAAUUGUUGUGUAAUGUGAGGCAAUAUCUCCGACAUUGUGGCUGGUCUUGCCUGCAAUCUCUCUUCAUUUCUUGCAAAUAAAGUAGUUUCGUCGGAAAUUUAUCUCAAAUUAUUUCAUCCCGACACUGUAAUGGUUUUAGAUUCUCAAUUUCAUAGGCUUUUGGGUGGUUCAUGGUAUACGUGUUUUUUUUUUUUUUCUCUAAAUCAUGGUUUGUAGUGGCUGAUGCCUUUGAUUUGCACUCACUAGGGUAUUCCUCAGGUAAGGUGGUGUCAUAUUUCUGGCAAAGUUGGAAGGGUCAUUAAAUGGGAUUGUCGAAUUUUUUUCAAAAAUAUAUGCAUAAGGCUAUUAUUAUUGACUGUAAA